This is a messenger RNA of Echinococcus granulosus, 1326 nucleotides long. Its product is annotated as Eukaryotic translation initiation factor 5. The transcript has 3 exons. Bases 1 to 1326 code for a protein of 441 amino acids. The record is from RefSeq and is a predicted model, not a curated record. Gene Ontology annotation, molecular function: translation initiation factor activity; GDP-dissociation inhibitor activity; eukaryotic initiation factor eIF2 binding. Gene Ontology annotation, cellular component: cytosol. Lineage: Eukaryota; Metazoa; Platyhelminthes; Cestoda; Cyclophyllidea; Taeniidae. Gene Ontology annotation, biological process: translational initiation; formation of cytoplasmic translation initiation complex; formation of translation preinitiation complex.
AUGGAGCUCAAUAUCAACCAGAACGUAUCCGACGCUUUUUAUCGGUACAAAAUGCCCCAACUCUCGGCUAAAGUUGAAGGAAAGGGGAAUGGUAUUAAAACGGUGAUAGUGAAUGUGACAGAUAUCGCCAAACGUCUAUAUCGGAAACCUAUUUAUGUCACCAAGUACUUUGGCUGCGAGCUGGGCGCCCAGAUUCAUGUCGAUGAUAAGAAUGACAGGUACAUAGUCAACGGUGCCCACGAUACAGCUCGGCUGCAAGAGUUGCUUUUCGGAUUCAUCAACAAGUUUGUACUGUGCUCAAAUUGUGGAAACCCGGAAACUACCCUCCAGGUGAAAGUCAAAGCUGGUGUUGUUAACACGAUUUGUACUGCCUGUGGGAAUCGGGGGCAACUUGAUCCUAGACAUCGUUUAACACAGUUUAUCAUCAAAAAUCCGCCCGGGGACGAGUCAGCAGCGACGGAGAAAAGAGGUAAAAAGGUAAAGAAGAUGAAGAAUGGUAAAGAUCAACAGCCUGAAGAUGACGAUCAAUCACCUGCUGGAGAUGAUGCUCGAAAUAGCCAGAGUCUGUCGGAAGAUGAGGAUGUAGACUGGGGUGAGGAUACAACUGAAGAGGCUCAAAAAAGACGUCUUGCUGAAUUGUCUGAUAUGGCGCGGAAUUUGACAGUAAAUGCCGACAUAGAGAAAACGGAGACUGAGAGAGCCAAUAUGUUCUUUAAGCUUAUUACUCAAUACAAACAAGCUGGCGAUGUUGUCUCACGUGGUCAGGAGCUGAGAAACGAGGCUCAACGGUUGAAUUUGGGGAAUAGGUCUGUAUUAAUCGUCGCCGAGGUUCUCCUGUCGGAUCCAAAAACAAUCGUGACCGAUAUUAAAUGCUACAAGCCAGUCUUUUUGCAGUUUACUCGUGUUGGUGAUCAGCAGCACAAGACACAGGGCUAUGUGCUGGGGGCCAUGGCAAGCCUAAUUGAAAAGCACUUGGAUGAGUUGCUCCCAAAGGCAUGUCACGUUCUCAAAGCACUCUAUGAUGAUGACAUCGUGGAAGAGGAAGUUAUUCUGUCAUGGUUCGAAAAGAAUUCGGCAAAGCGUUACGUUUCGAAAAAUUUAGCUGGGAAGAUCGCCGAUAAGUGCGCACCUAUGUUAACUUGGCUGAGGGAAGCUGAUACGGAAUCUGAUGAUGACGAUGGCGCUGAUGCAGAGCAGGGCUUCGACGGAAAUGAGGCUCCGGCGGAGUCUUCCAAUUCUGCUGAAAUCUCACCCAAUCCAAAGCAGCAGAAAGUCGAUGAAGUUGAUACGGAUAGUGGUGACGACUUGGAUAUAGAUGCCAUAUAG